Zygosaccharomyces rouxii is the source of this 1647-nucleotide messenger RNA. RefSeq names its product phosphoenolpyruvate carboxykinase PCK1 (gene PCK1). Gene Ontology annotation, molecular function: phosphoenolpyruvate carboxykinase (ATP) activity; ATP binding. Lineage: Eukaryota; Fungi; Ascomycota; Saccharomycetes; Saccharomycetales; Saccharomycetaceae. Gene Ontology annotation, cellular component: cytosol. The coding region runs from base 1 to 1647 and encodes 548 amino acids. Gene Ontology annotation, biological process: gluconeogenesis. The transcript has a single exon. The record is from RefSeq and is a predicted model, not a curated record.
AUGUCGCCCUCCAAAGUUCCAGUCCCCAUUACCGAUACUGCAGAAGUUGAAGAACAAAUCAGAAAAGAGCUGGCCCUAGGUAGUGAAGUUGUUACCAUUAGACAUAAUGCUCCCGCAGCUACCUUAUACGAGGAUGGGUUGAAAGAAAAGAAAACAGCUGUGGUUUCAUCCGGUGCCUUAGCCGCCUACUCAGGUAGUAAGACUGGUAGAUCUCCAAAGGACAAGCGUAUCAUCGAGGAAGAAACUUCCAAAAAUGAAGUCUGGUGGGGCCCUGUUAACAAACCUGCUUCCGAAAAGACCUGGUCUAUCAACCGUGAACGUGCCGCUGAUUACCUGCGUACAAGGGACCAUUUGUACAUUAUAGAUGCCUACGCAGGCUGGGAUCCUCGUUACCGUAUUAAAGUUCGUGUCAUUUGUGCGAGAGCUUACCAUGCAUUAUUUAUGACUAACAUGCUAAUUAGACCUUCACCUGAGGAAUUAGCAAAUUUUGGUGAACCAGAUUUUACAGUUUGGAAUGCCGGUCAAUUCCCUGCUAAUCGUAACACUGAGGGUAUGACUUCAAAGACAACAGUCGAAAUUAAUUUCAAGGCAAUGGAAAUGAUAAUUUUGGGUACCGAGUAUGCCGGUGAAAUGAAGAAAGGUAUCUUUACUGUUAUGUUUUAUUUGAUGCCAGUGCACCACAAUGUGCUUACAUUACACUCUUCUGCCAAUCAAGGUAUUGAAAGAGGUGAUGUUACAUUGUUCUUCGGCCUUUCAGGUACUGGUAAGACUACAUUAUCUGCUGACCCUCACAGGGCACUUAUUGGUGAUGAUGAACAUUGCUGGUCCGAUCAUGGUGUUUUUAACAUUGAAGGCGGUUGUUACGCGAAGUGUAUCGACUUAACCGCUGAAAAGGAGCCAGAAAUCUAUAACGCUAUUAAAUUCGGUUCUGUUCUUGAAAAUGUGGUCUUUGAUGCAUCGAAUCGUGAAGUAGAUUACACAGACAAUUCUAUCACGGAAAAUACUAGAUGUGCUUAUCCAAUUGAUUACAUCCCAUCUGCGAAGAUCCCAUGUUUGGCAGAUAAACAUCCCAGUAACAUUGUUCUCUUAACUUGUGACGCAUCUGGUGUGCUACCACCAGUUUCUAAACUGACUCCAGAACAAGUCAUGUACCAUUUUAUCUCUGGUUACACCUCCAAGAUGGCCGGUACUGAACAAGGUGUUACGGAACCAGAAACUACAUUCUCAUCUUGUUUCGGACAACCAUUUUUAGCACUGCAUCCAAUGAGGUAUGCCACUAUGUUGGCCAAGAAGAUGCAUCAGCAUAAUGCCAAUGCUUGGUUGGUAAACACCGGGUGGACCGGAUCCUCCUACACUGCUGGCGGCAAGCGUUGUCCUUUGAAAUACACAAGAGCAAUUUUGGAUUCAAUUCAUGACGGUUCUUUGUCUAAGGCUGAUUAUGAAACGUUGCCAAUCUUUAACCUGCAUACCCCAGCUAAGGUAAAUGGUGUGCCAGAUUCCCUUUUGAAUCCUGCUAAAUCUUGGGUUGAAGGUCCUACCAAAUACAAUAGCGCCGUCAAGACUCUAGCGACUAAAUUUACUGAAAAUUUCAAGAUUUACCAAGAUCAAGCGACUCCAGAUGUUCUUGCAGCUGGUCCUCAAUUCUAA